Messenger RNA from Cololabis saira (Pacific saury), 4315 nucleotides. It is a transcript of the gene axin2, whose product is annotated as axin 2 (conductin, axil). NCBI's taxonomy places the organism in Eukaryota, Metazoa, Chordata, Actinopteri, Beloniformes, Belonidae. The coding region runs from base 326 to 2857 and encodes 843 amino acids. The record is from RefSeq and is a predicted model, not a curated record. Gene Ontology annotation, biological process: negative regulation of canonical Wnt signaling pathway. The transcript is spliced from 11 exons.
CCGGCUUCAGUUCAGUCGGAGCGUCAGAGCUGCAGGAGAGACUCAGCGCGGCAGCCUGAGAGACGGACGGCCAGGGGGAAAAAAAGCCAUAUCCUUUCCGUUUUUUUCCUCUCAAACCCCGAACGGACUGUACAUGGACGCAUUUUGGAGACGAGAAAUGUGGAUUAUAAGCGUUUUUCUGCGGAUAAAACCCGGGAGUUUACUGUGAAGGAGGGAACUCUUGGAUCGAUGAGAGAAGCCGGGCCCCCCCUCCCCCGCUGACAUAAGAGAGUGAGGAGAUUACAGUAGACGCUCAGAGGAGAGAGCAGCGCAGCAGCCGAGCAGCAUGAGCCGGCCGCUGCAUGUGGACCACGUCGCCGGGAGUUUCCGCGAAGAUGCCCCUCGACCCCCGGUGCCCGGGGAGGAGGGCGAAAAACUCCCCGGAAAACUUGCAUUGAUGAAACCUGUGGAGCCCCCCAAGCCGCUGCAGGUCCUGGGCUCCCCGGGGUCCUCCGCCAGGAGGAACCAGGACGGGCUCGGGGAGCCGGAGGGGAGCGCAUCCCCGGACUCGCCGCUUUCCCGGUGGACCAAGUCCUUGCACUCCCUCCUGGGGGACCGGGACGGGGCUCAGCUGUUCAGGACAUUCCUGGAGCGGGAGAAAUGCGUCGACACGUUGGACUUUUGGUACGCCUGCAACGGCUUCAGGCAAAUGGACCUUAAGGAUGCCAAAACGCACCGGGUGGCCAAAGCCAUCUACAAGCGCUACAUCGAGAACAGCGGCAUCGUGGCCAAACAGCUGAAGCCCGCGACCAAAACCUUCAUACGGGAUAGUGUCAAGAAGCAGCACAUAGACUCGUCCAUGUUCGACCAGGCGCAGACGGAGAUCCAGAGCAACAUGGAGGAGAGCGCGUACCAGAUGUUUCUGAGCUCGGACAUCUACCUGGAGUACGUGCGCACCGGCGGGGAGAGCCCGGGCCACGGGGCCCCGGGCGUGCUGGGCGGCCUGAAGGUCGUGUGUGGAUACCUGCCCACCCUCAACGAGGAGGAGGAGUGGAGCUGUGACUUCAAGGCCAGAGCUCUGGUCGGCCUGUCUGCCAAGGGGCCGAGGCCCCCCAUGCCAGGGAGGGCAGUGGACGUGAUGGAGAGGGGAUACAGAUCAUACAAGAGAGGAGACUCGACUCUCAACCCCUGUCAUGGGGGCUCUUUUGCCCCCAUCAGCAGCGCGAAUGACAGCGAGGUUUCCAGUGAUGCCUUGACUGACGACGCCAUGUCUCUGACUGACAGCAGUGUAGACGGCAUCCCUCCGUACAAACUGGGCUCCAAGAAGCAGCUACAGAGAGAGAUGCAGCGCAACAUGAGGAUGAACAGCCAAGUCUCUUUGCCUGCUUUUCCUCGCACCAACCGGCCCCCGAAGGAGAUGAUCCCGAUGAAGCCGGCGGACUUUGCAGCGCUGCUGAUCUCCCGUUUGGAGAGCCUGAAGAGGGAGCAGGACACCUUGAGCUCUCUGGAGGAGAGGCUGCAGCAGCUCGAGGAGGCGGAGGAACGGGAAGAUGCAGAGAUCGUCGGAAGUGCUCCUCAGCUCUCGCCUCACCCCUUGACCAUUCUCUCCGGCUCCUCUGACGAGGAUCCCCAGGCCAUCCUGGAUGAGCACCUUUCUCGGGUGCUGAAGACCCCUGGAUGUCAGUCCCCCACUGUGAUCCGGCACUCGCCUCGCUCCAGCUCCCCGGAGCACCGGCCAAUCACGCGCGGGGGCUUUGGAGUCAAGGCCGUAGCGAGGCCGGGGACGUCUGCGUCCUCCGGUUCCCCUGACCAGGGCGCGUUCCCUCUGGCUCUGGGCCCCAGCAGGACCCUGCUGAGCAGGCAGAGCACCAAGCACGUCCACCACCACUACAUCCACCAUCACGCCAGUCCCAAGUCCAAAGAGCAGAUCGAAAAGGAGGCAGCUCUCCGGGUGCAGAGCGUGUGCUCCAGCAGCGGCGAGUGUCAGCCACGGCAGCCUUACCCACGCAGCCGCAGCCUGGGCAGAGAGAUGUGUGGGGCCGUCUCAACAGACAGCAGUAUAGGGCGUUCCAGCUCUCUAUCAAGACACGCGUGUCGGUCCGGGGCUGAGGACGGGGUUGCAGAAAGGUGUAUGGAGGACUGUGGACCCGUACAGCUGCCCACCGACACCACAGACCCCACCCAGAAUGUGCUGCAGUGGAUCUUGGAGAGUAAACCUCAGGGCAGGCACAAAUCUCACAGUACCCAGAGCACCAAGAAAUCCUUCGGAGGCUCGUCGACUCAGACGCACACGUGGGGUGGCGGUGGAAGCUGUGGCCACCUACGGAACCACCAGCCCGCUCAGCCUUUCAUCCAGGACCCCGCUAUGCCUCCGCUGCCUCCUCCUAACACUCUGGCCCAACUGGAGGAGGCCUGCCGCAGGCUGGAGGAGUCUUCCAUCAAACCCACCAAGCAAAGGUAUUCAGUGCCCGGUCUUCAGAGGGAGAAGACCCACCAAGUGUCUGUCCAGGGCGGGGGGUCGGCCCCUCUGUCUCUCCCCAGUCCCAGCCCUGCCAGCGUCAGCACCGUCAGCCCCGCGCUCCAACCAGAAGAGUGCAAGAAGAGUUUAGGAAGUCAUGCCGGCUGCAGUGGGGAGACGGUGGUGACAUAUUUCUUCUGUGGAGAGGAGAUUCCUUACCGGAGGACAAUGAAGAGUCACAGUCUUACCUUGGGUCACUUCAAAGAGCAGCUCCGCAAGAAAGGCAACUACAGGUACUACUUCAAGAAAGCCAGCGAUGAGUUUGAGUGCGGCGCUGUGUUCGAGGAGGUGUCAGACGACAGCGCCCUGCUGCCCACAUACGAGGGCAAGAUCCUGGGAAAGGUGGACAGGAUGGAGUAGACUCCUCCGGAUGCUUCACGCCUCUGUGGAUAAUCCUCCGUUUAAGCUGAGACUGUAGGACUGGUGCUUUCUUUUGUUUGAAGAAAAGCUGAGGUUUCUGCAGAUGGACUACACGGAAGACGGAGGAGGCGAUGGAAACGGACAAGAUGUCGAUAUUAAUGGACUGAUGAGUGAAGAAAAUCUGAACUGUGUUGCUGGACCCAAACCUUUCCAGUGUGGAAAUUUCUAAAGACUUGAGGAUGAAUGACCACUUGUCAAAGAUGCGGGGCGGUGGGUUAGAUGUAAGACUGAGAGCCUACCUGACCCCCUCCUGUGCCAGUGUCUACCUAUGGGCACUUGCUCGCACAUUACUCGUAUGUAUAUGCAGAUAUACAUGUACAUUGUAUUGUGAUGCUCGUAUUGCUCUGUAAAGAUUUCUAUAUUGCUAUUUAUUGGAAAUAUCCCAGUCCCAAAUCCUAUUAUCCUUCCAUGGACAAGCUGCUUGGAGUUGGAGAAACCUCUCCAAUCUUCCACAUCCAAGACUCCCCCCCCUUCCAGAGCAUCAGUCCUUAACCAGAAGAAAACGGUUUUAUUCUCUUUCAGCUCCGUACAUCGAACUGUCAAACUCCUGUACAAGCGAUCACUUUGCUGGAAAGCCGAAGCUUCGAGACCGGCUCCGACUUAAAGUCCGAUCCCAGAUUUACUACUGCAGUGCUGUUAGCGGAUGGGUUCCCAUGCGCUCUGAAGGGCCGUUAGCGUACAAAAAGCGCUAUUGAUGUUUAAUUCCCUACUCCGGGACUCAGCCCAGCUAGCCUUGAUCUGUCGCGUCUUAGUGCCUUCGUUUCCACGGCGCAGACAUCGCACAAAUAGCUUACAUCCAUACUGAGAGGACACUGCCCUGAAGUCCUCGAGUCCCCAAUAUGUGUUUACACCUAUGUUAAUAUUUACCAACAAAAAGCUCUAUAAUGUGCUCCCUAAUAUGCUUACGUGUGUGUGUGUGUGUGUGUGUGUGUGUGUGUGUGUGUGUGUGUGUGUGCGCGUGUGUGUGUGUGUGUGUGUGAGUACGUACGUGUGUGUGUUUUGUGCCUGAGUCGUGUGUUUGUGAGAGUAAAUCCUGCACUACGAGCUGCAGAUGAAGAUGGCGACGGUGGUCGCAGACACUAUGUUCAUAGUGUUUCAUUGAGUACAGUAGCUGUGCUUCCAUGGAUUCUUCCCAUGUUUAACCCAGUUUUCAGGGUCUUAUUAAUCCCUUGGUUUUUGCAAGGGGCCUUUAUGUUGAAAAGAUAUUUUUAUGCCUUUUCAAAUGCGUUUCAUCAUGUUUAUGUUUCAUGAUAUUUUUUUUGAUGGCUUCCUCGGCUCCACAUGUAAACUGUAAAUUAUGCGUUCCAUAGAGCUCAGUUGAAAAGAUGCCUCGGUACUUUAAUUAAUGUAAUUAUGAAGAGAUGUAGCCUUUAUUAAAAUGUUCUAUUUUUCAAAUUA